UCUACAUUAUUUCUCAUUUACAGGGCACUGCAUGACCAAACCUGAGCUGAUCUUCAACUUAGAGCACGGACUCGGGCCGUGGAGCGCGGCGGGUGCCUCGGUCUGGAACCUCUCAGGUGUCGACAAAGUGAGCAGCCUGGCUCAGACCAUCCAGGAAAAUAAAGACAGACAUUUCUGGCAAAUUGAAAUCAACAGGAAUACAUCAAAUGAAGAACUGGUUGAAGCAGAACUAAAGAUUCAUGAGGAAAUCCACCGGGGGACAAAAUCCUAUGAAUGUGAAGUAUGUUUGGAAGCGAUUUACCUGAAGUCACAGUACAGCACAAAUCAGAGGUUUCACAUGUGUGAGAACCCAUGCGAGUGUAAGGGUUGUGGAGAAGCAUUCUGUUCUAAGUCCGCCUUCAGUCACUAUCAGAGGCUCGAGCGAGGGGAGAAGCCCCAUGCGUGUAUAGAAUGUGGGAAAACCUUCUACUGCAAGUCCCACCUCACUGUGCAUCAGAGGACUCACACAGGCGAGAAGCCCUACGAGUGUACGGAGUGCACGAAAGCUUUCUACAGCAAGUCACAGCUCAACGUACACCUGAGAAUCCACACAGGCCAGAAGCCCUAUGAAUGCAAGGACUGCAGGAAAGCGUUCUACCGCAACUCAGACCUCACUGUACAUCAGAGAACUCACACAGGCGAGAAGCCCUAUGAAUGUAAAGUGUGCAGGAAAGCUUUCUACUGCAACUCACAGCUCACGGUGCAUCACAGGACUCACACAGGCGAGAAGCCUUAUGAGUGUCAAGUAUGCAAUAAAGCUUUCUACUGCAAGUCACAACUCGCGGUCCAUCACAGGACUCACACAGGCGAGAAGCCUUAUCAAUGUAAAGACUGCAGGAAGGCGUUCCAGUGCAGGUCAGACCUCACUCGACAUCAGAGAACUCACACUGGCGAGAGACCGUAUGAAUGCAAGGACUGCAGGAAAGCGUUCUACCGCAAGUCAGACCUCACUGUGCAUCAGAGAACUCACACAGGCGAGAAGCCCUAUGAAUGUAAAGAGUGCAGGAAAGCUUUCUACUGCAACUCACAGCUCACGGUGCAUCAAAGACAACACACAGGGGAGAAGCCUUACGAGUGUAAAGACUGCGGGAAAGCCUUUCAGUGCAAGUAUGAACUCACUCGACAUCAGAGAACACACACAGGUGAGAAACCUUAUGUGUGUAUAGAAUGCAAGAAAGCUUUCUAUACCAAGUCAGAUCUCUCUCGACAUCUGAAAACACAUGCAGGCAACAAGCCCUGAAUAUAUAGACUACAGUAAAGUUCAACACAACAAGUCAGUCCUUAAGUGGCAUCAUAGAACACAUUUAAAAAAUUUACCAUAAAAUUAGACUUAAUAAUUCAUAGACAUGCAAGAAACCAUGAAUGUAAGAAUGUUCUCUGCUUUAGCUCAUCCCUAUGUGUAGACCAAUAAAUUUAGGGAAUGUAAGAAUACUUCAUAUGAUCAAAUCUCAUGUGGCAUCAUGUACAUAAAGGUGAAUUGCCCUUUGAAUAUAAAGAAUACUAGAGGACUUUUUAAAAAAGAUUUAUUUAUUAUUAUGUAUACAGUGCUCUGUCUGCAUGUACACCUGCACACCAGAAGAGGGCAUCAAAUCACAUUAUAGAUGGUUGUG
Molecule: messenger RNA, 1649 nt
Organism: Acomys russatus (golden spiny mouse)
Lineage: Eukaryota; Metazoa; Chordata; Mammalia; Rodentia; Muridae
Product: zinc finger protein 39-like
Exons: 3
Coding region: 32-1279 (415 amino acids)
Biological process (GO): central nervous system development; regulation of transcription by RNA polymerase II
Cellular component (GO): nucleus
Molecular function (GO): DNA-binding transcription factor activity, RNA polymerase II-specific; RNA polymerase II cis-regulatory region sequence-specific DNA binding
Source: RefSeq, a predicted model, not a curated record